CCCUCUGGGGGGGUUUCCCUUACAGCUGCUGCGAUGCUGGGACUCCUCCCUGCGUUCCCCUGCCUGCUCUUCCUUUCCCUGCCGGGCCCCAGCUCUGGCUCCGAUGACAACGGCACCGUGGUGCUCACCACCAGUGGCCCCAUCCAGGGCAAGCGCCUCCAGGCCGGCUCCAGCACAGUGACGGCCUUCCUGGGCAUCCCCUAUGCUGAGCCUCCCGUGGGGGCCUUGCGCUUCCAGAAACCGCUUCCCCACCAGCCCUGGAGCCACGUCCUGGAGACCACCAGCUUCGGCAAUGUCUGCCACCAGCCUCCGGUCACUGGUUACCCUCAGGCAGAUGUCUGGACACCCAAAGCGCCGCAGUCCGAGGACUGCCUCUUCCUCAAUGUCUGGGUGCCCCAUCCCCAUCCCAACGGUACGGCCCCCAUCCUCGUCUGGAUCCACGGUGGGGGGUUCUUCACAGGGGCAGCCUCCCUCGAGAUCUAUGACGGGCGCUUCUUAGCCGCCACCGAGAAUGUGAUCGUGGCCUCCAUGAACUACCGGCUGGGGGCGCUGGGCUUCCUGUCCCUGCCCCCCGCCGCCCCGGGGAACGCCGGCCUGUGGGACCAGCGCCUGGCGCUGCACUGGCUGCAGGACAACGUGGCCGCCUUCGGAGGGGACCCGGCUCGUUUUCUGCUCUUCGGCCAGGGCACUGGGGCUGCGUCAGUCGGCUUCCAUCUCCUCUCCCCGGGGAGCCGGCCCCUCUUCACCCGCGCCGUGCUGCAGAGCGGAGCCCCGAACGCACCAUGGGCUUGGAUUUCACUUGAAGAGGCCAAGGAGAGAGGCCAGAGAUUGGGCCAGCUGCUGGGCUGCUCCGAUGGUAACAGCACGGCCCUGGUGGGCUGCCUGCAGGGGAAGGAACCCAGGGAGUUCCCCAAACACGAGUUCUCCAUCUUGAACCACAAGAAGGAACUGAAGCUGCCCUUUGUGCCGACACCAGACGGGGAUUUCCUCCCUGAUACACCACCAAGACUCCUGCAG
Messenger RNA from Terrapene triunguis (Three-toed box turtle), 1017 nucleotides. RefSeq names its product acetylcholinesterase-like. Lineage: Eukaryota; Metazoa; Chordata; Testudines; Emydidae. Gene Ontology annotation, molecular function: acetylcholinesterase activity. Gene Ontology annotation, biological process: choline metabolic process; acetylcholine catabolic process. The transcript has a single exon. The record is from RefSeq and is a predicted model, not a curated record. The annotation marks the transcript as partial. Gene Ontology annotation, cellular component: plasma membrane.